ACUCUCGAGGGGAGGCCACGUACCAAAACACAAUAAUUUCUCUUGUUUCUAAACAAAUGCAAAUUUUUGACAAGAAAAAACUACUAAUUAAACGUCAAGAAUUAUAGAUGUAUCAAAACAAAACAUUUAAGAUCAAUUUAGAUAAAAGUAAAAUUUAAAUUUUCUUUCCGCUAUACCCCCUAGUUCAUAAGUGUAGUGACACUUCCUCGAAAUCGCAAACCGGCAACUCUUCAUUUCAUUCCACAGAAUUCCACUAGUUAGUUGUUCACUGUUGUUUUGUGACGUGUCUUCUUGGUCAAACGUACUAACCUAUCAAAAUGUGUGAAGAAGAAGUUGCCGCUUUAGUUGUAGACAAUGGAUCCGGUAUGUGCAAGGCCGGUUUCGCCGGGGAUGACGCGCCCCGUGCCGUAUUCCCAUCCAUCGUCGGACGCCCAAGACAUCAGGGUGUAAUGGUAGGAAUGGGACAAAAAGACUCUUACGUAGGAGAUGAAGCCCAAAGCAAAAGAGGUAUCCUCACCCUAAAAUACCCAAUUGAGCACGGAAUAGUCACAAACUGGGAUGACAUGGAGAAAAUCUGGCAUCACACAUUCUACAAUGAACUUAGAGUAGCCCCAGAAGAACAUCCUGUCCUUUUGACAGAAGCUCCACUCAACCCCAAAGCCAACAGGGAAAAGAUGACACAAAUUAUGUUUGAAACAUUCAACACCCCAGCCAUGUAUGUUGCCAUCCAGGCUGUACUUUCCUUGUAUGCUUCUGGUCGUACCACCGGUAUUGUAUUGGAUUCUGGAGAUGGUGUAUCCCACACUGUCCCAAUCUACGAAGGUUAUGCCCUUCCUCAUGCCAUCCUCCGUUUGGAUUUGGCUGGUAGAGACUUGACUGAUUACCUCAUGAAAAUCUUGACUGAACGUGGAUACUCUUUCACCACCACUGCCGAAAGAGAAAUUGUACGUGACAUCAAAGAAAAACUCUGCUAUGUAGCCCUAGACUUUGAACAAGAAAUGGCCACCGCCGCCAGCUCCAGCUCUUUGGAGAAGAGCUACGAACUUCCCGAUGGACAGGUCAUCACCAUUGGUAAUGAAAGAUUCCGUUGUCCAGAAGCUCUCUUCCAACCAUCCUUCUUGGGUAUGGAAGCUGCUGGUAUCCAUGAAACGACAUACAACUCAAUCAUGAAGUGCGAUGUAGAUAUCCGUAAGGACUUGUACGCCAACACAGUACUCUCUGGUGGUACCACCAUGUACCCAGGUAUUGCCGAUAGAAUGCAAAAAGAAAUCACUGCCUUGGCCCCAAGCACAAUGAAAAUCAAGAUUAUCGCUCCCCCAGAAAGGAAAUACUCAGUAUGGAUCGGUGGUUCCAUCUUGGCAUCACUUUCCACCUUCCAACAGAUGUGGAUCUCCAAACAGGAAUACGACGAAUCUGGUCCCUCAAUUGUCCACAGGAAGUGCUUCUAAUUUGUUUUUGCUUACAAUUAUUCUUUAUUUCUGUUUUACAUAUAUGCCCAUUUUGGGGGCAAGGACUGCCGUGUUUAUAAUAUGGGAUCGAGUGACCAUAAAAUAUGCACUCUAGGCCAAAGUAUUACUAUCUUAAUUUUUGUAAUUUAUUACAUGUGCAGAAUAAGACUAUUAUUAUAUUAUUAGGCUAAUACUAUGGGAUAAUAAAAAUUGUAAAACUUCAUUACUCUGUUCCUUAAUUUAUUUUACCUUUGUAAUAAAAUAUAAAUAAAAAUUUAAAAAAAAAUUGAAAAUUAUCCAAUUUUUCAUUUUAAUACUCCUCAAAAUUUCAGGUCUAAAACUUUUAAAAUGCAAAUUUAUAGUUAG
This is a messenger RNA of Psylliodes chrysocephalus, 1814 nucleotides long. The record is from the annotation of a GenBank genome assembly. NCBI's taxonomy places the organism in Eukaryota, Metazoa, Arthropoda, Insecta, Coleoptera, Chrysomelidae.